Molecule: messenger RNA, 1620 nt
Organism: Penicillium cosmopolitanum
Lineage: Eukaryota; Fungi; Ascomycota; Eurotiomycetes; Eurotiales; Aspergillaceae
Product: amino acid permease/ SLC12A domain-containing protein
Exons: 4
Biological process (GO): amino acid transmembrane transport
Cellular component (GO): membrane
Molecular function (GO): amino acid transmembrane transporter activity
Source: RefSeq, a predicted model, not a curated record
AUGAACAUAGCCGACGAGACGAUUCAGACCGACAGACGGACUGAUUUCACUCCAGUCGGCGAGGCUUCUACUGAUGUUAAACAUGAAUUGCAACUUAAUAUCGGCGGCCGGGGUGCUACUCAUCGCCGUCUCCAUAACUAUCAAGUGACUAUGAUCGGUUUCUGCGGUGGUAUAGGUACCGGUCUUUUUAUUGGUACUGGCUCUGCGUAUGCUAAAGCUGGCCCCGCGGGACUAUUUCUCGCCUACAUAAUUGUCGGCUCAGUCUUAUGGUGUGUGAUGCAAAGCAUUGCCGAAUUGGCCACCUUAUUCCCUACAGCCGGGUCUUUUCCACACUGGGCUACCCGAUUCAUUGACCCGGCAGUGGGCUUCUCGCUGGCUAUAUCCUACGGAUAUUGCUUCAUGAUCGCUAUUGCUUCGGAAACGUCUGCCGCUGCUUUGAUAGUAUCUUAUUGGAGUGACAUAACCCCGGCCGUGGUUAUUACUGUCAGCCUCACUCUUAUUCUAUUUAUUAACCUUAUGAGCGUCCGCUUCUACGGUGAUUCUGAAGUUAUAGGUGGCGUAGUCAAGGUUAUCUGUUUCAUUGGUCUUAUAUUCGUCUCUAUUGUCAUCACAGCUCGUGAUCGAAUUGGCUUCCGCUACUGGAACAAUCCUGGCGCAUGGACCAACUAUAAUGACAUUAUGGGCCCUAAAGGACACUUCCUUGGGUUUCUAUCCGCCUUUGUCAACGCGUCUUUUAGUUUCAUCGGAAUUGAAACUGUUGUGAUUACAGCCGGCGAGGCAAUGAACCCACAUUAUGCUAUCCCGAAAGCAGCACGAUAUAUCACUUACCGGAUCGGAUUCUUUUAUAUUCUGGGAGCGCUCCUGAUUAGUAUAACAGUUGACCCACGGAAUCCGGAUCUUGUUUCUGGGGCCGGUAAUGCGCACAGUUCACCUUUUGUUAUUGCUAUUCAAACAGCAGGGAUUUCAGCUUUGCCCUCGAUAGUAAACGCCUGUAUUCUGGUUUCUGCCUGGUCUGCAGGGAACUCGUAUUGCUGGGUUGGGUCACGAAUGAUUUUAGCCAUGACAACCGACCGACAGCUACCACAGAUAUUCGGAAAGGUUACCAAGAAGGGCGUCCCUUAUGUGGCCGUGGUUACAGCUUGGCUUUUUGGGCUUCUGGCAUACCUGAGAAAAGGUGGCGCGGCCCAGGCGUUCGCUUGGCUGCAGAGUCUGGGAACGGUUGCUGGACUCAUAGCGUGGGCGACGCUUUGCUUUUGUUAUAUUCGUUUCCAUGCCGGACUGAAGGCUCAGGGUGUCAACCGUGAAUCUCUUCCCUGGAAGUCCCCCUUUCAGCCGUUCACGGCAUGGUAUGGAUUUAUCGGCGCCAGCACCAUCACCUUUAUUACCGGUUUUCAUGUCUUUCUCAAGGGAAACUGGUCCGCAUCGACCUUUGUGGCUGCAUACAUCGGUAUACCCAUAUUUAUUGUACCUAUCAUUGUAUGGAAGGUUUUAUAUCGCACCAAGUUUGCCCGUGCCUCGGAGAUGGACCUUUGGUCUGGUCGACUUCAAGAGGGGGAAAUCGAGGAGUUUGCAACCGCAGACCUGAGCCGCUCAAUGUGGAAACGCGUUCUGGACCGUGUC